UUCACAUGUACCUGAGGUGUUCUGUAGAUUUUCAGUACUUUGUGACCUCCUAGCAUUUGGUUUCCAGAUAUGCAUCUUUCCUUAAGACUCAUCCCUGCCAGAAUCCCUGCUGCGGAUUGCUGCCACAGGCAUGCGCAGCAAACCCGCUAUUGUUGUUGCGAGUUCAAGGACAGGAAGGUACGUUUCUCAUAUAUGCGGAUGAAGUAUCUCUUCAUCUCUUGGUUAGUGGUGUUUAUUGGCAGCUGGGUCAUGUAUGUCCAGUAUUCUACCUACACAGAACUAUGCAGAGGACAUGACUGUAGGAAAAUAAUAUGUGAUAGAUAUAAGACGGGAGUUAUUGAUGGAUCAGCAUGUAGUAGUCUUUGUGGAAAAGAGACAUUGUAUUUUGGAAAAUGUUUGUCAACAAAGCCCAGUAACCAGAUGUAUUUAGGAAUUUGGGGAAAUCUGCAAGGGGUUAUAAAAUGCCAGAUGGAAGAAGCUGCUCAGCUUGAUUUUGGUACUGAUCCAGAACCAAGGAAAGAAAUAAUCCUAUUUGAUAAACCAACAAGAGGAACCACUGUAGAGAAAUUCAAGGAAAUGGUUUACGGUUUCUUUAAAGCGAAGUUGGGUGAACAAGGAAAUCUUUCAGAACUGGUUAACAUCAUUCUAUCUUUUGCUGAUGGAAACAAAGAUGGUAGAGUUUCUUUGCCUGAGGCAAAGUCUGCAUGGGCACUUCUGCAGCUUGAUGAGUUUAUGUUAAUGGUGAUGUUGCAGGAUAAAGAGCAUACUCCCAAGCUGAUGGGUUUUUGUGGGGAUCUCUAUGUGAUCGAAAGAGUUGAAUAUACCUCUCUCUAUGGAAUCAGCCUUCCAUGGAUCAUAGAACUUCUAAUUCCUUCUGGAUUCAGGAGAAGCAUGGACCAGUGGUUUACUCCAUCAUGGCCAAGGAAGGCAAAAAUAGCUAUUGGACUUUUAGAAUUUGUGGAAGAUAUUUUUCAUGGACCUUAUGGUAACUUUCUUAUGUGUGAUACAAGUGCCAAAAACUUGGGAUAUAAUGAUAAAUAUGAUUUGAAAAUGAUGGACAUGAGAAAAAUUGUGCCAGAAAUGAAUUUAAAGGAAAUGAUUAAAGAUCGCCCGUGUGAAUCAGAUAUGGACUGUGUUUAUGGUACAGACUGUAGGACUCUAUGUGACCAAAGUACAAUGCGGUGUACCACAGAGGUUAUUCAGCCAAACUUGGCAAAAGUGUGUCAGCUACUUAAAGACUAUCUGCUUCGUGGUGCACCUUCAGAUAUCCACGAAGAACUAGAAAAACAACUGUAUUUGUGUAUUGCCCUUAAAGUCUCAGCAAACCAGAUGGAAAUGGAACAUUCUUUAAUACUGAAUAACUUAAAAACAUUACUAUGGAAGAAAAUUUCCCACACAACUGAUUCUUAGUUUCUCCACCAGCAGAAGAUACCGUCCGCCACUCGGGGUGGCCUACCAUGUUUGAUAAAAAUGAUCUGCAGCAUUUUGUAAAAACGUGUUCUCAGAUUUCAUGAAUGGCUCUUCAGCUCUUCCCUUCAGUCAGUUCCUUGUUACAGGGCUUCUGAAAGGAUGAACUCACCACCAAGCGAUCUGGCAGAAGCCAAUAGCACUCAUGGUGUUCCAGUGCACUGCUGGGACACAAAAACAAUCCUGCAUGCUUGACUGUUCUGUGCACUUUGUUGGAGCUUGAACAGGAUGCCAUCACAUCAAGUAAUACAACAUCUUAAAAUUCUGUGAAAAUUGUUGCUCACUUGUGAAAUACCUGCAAAAGAUUUUUAUGAGGAACCACCACUAUUGCAAAUAUGGUGGCUGAGUCCAAGUUGCUGUUAUGAAUAAAAUGAACUGAGAUUGAAGUUUACUAAUA
Molecule: messenger RNA, 1864 nt
Organism: Lagopus leucura (white-tailed ptarmigan)
Lineage: Eukaryota; Metazoa; Chordata; Aves; Galliformes; Phasianidae
Gene: DIPK1A
Product: divergent protein kinase domain 1A
Exons: 7
Coding region: 70-1410 (446 amino acids)
Source: RefSeq, a predicted model, not a curated record